Molecule: messenger RNA, 291 nt
Organism: Lolium rigidum
Lineage: Eukaryota; Viridiplantae; Streptophyta; Magnoliopsida; Poales; Poaceae
Exons: 3
Coding region: 1-291 (96 amino acids)
Source: RefSeq, a predicted model, not a curated record
AUGGCGAAGCCGCUGCAGGAGGUGUACUUCGUGUUCAUGAACUUGGACCCCGUCUACGAGCGCCUAAGAGCCGAUCGGUCUGUAUAUCAGGGAUCGGCAACGCUGGACGCGUACCUGAGCCAGAAGCACGAUAAGCUGCUCGCCAAGCUCCUCCCGCCGGACACCUACUGCAAGAAGUCCUCGCUCGCCAUCGUCGAUGGGUUCGCCGUCGAGAUCACUGACGCUCAGGCAACCGUGCUGAGGUCCGCAAAGGAGGUGAGGGUGGUGGAGAAGAACCAGGAGCUUGCCUGA